Saprolegnia parasitica CBS 223.65 is the source of this 2097-nucleotide messenger RNA. RefSeq lists its product as hypothetical. Lineage: Eukaryota; Oomycota; Saprolegniomycetes; Saprolegniales; Saprolegniaceae. Gene Ontology annotation, molecular function: protein binding. The record is from RefSeq and is a predicted model, not a curated record. Bases 1 to 2097 code for a protein of 698 amino acids. The transcript has 4 exons.
AUGACAGCAACCUUCCACAGCGCCGUGCUCGGCCAGCCCGAGAUUGCAUCGACAGUGUUUGGCUUGCAGGGCGGCGUCUACGAGGACGUGCGUCAAGCCUUGUCUGCUUGCAACGAGCUUAUCGAGUUUGACGUUGCGCGACGCUGGUACGAGUGCGACGUGUCGUUUUGCAAGGCCUUUGCGCCGAACGUCGUGUGGCCCCCAGAUCGUCACGGCUUCCUCUUUGAUACCUACGCUCUCCGCGGGCGCCAACGCGACGCGCGCCUCCCGCUGCAUCUGGCCAUUGACCAAGGCUUGGUGCAGCUGACCAUGCGCAUGCUACACUGCCGCCCCGACCUCGCUUCGGAGGACGCCAUUGUCUUGGCCUUUGUCAAGGACCGUCUCGAGAUUGCCGCAUCCUUGCUAGAGCUGCGUGUGCACGUCCGAGGGCUCUAUCGACGCGGCAUUCGUCAGCGUUCUCCAGGUUCCGUGUGGCGCGAGCUCUUUAGCUGCUAUCUGCGCCGUGUGCUGGCACGACCCGACGCAACGGUGCUGGUUUUGCUGCAGCGUUUUGGCCUGCGCCCUGAAGACUUUGACGCGUACGACCGUCGCCGCGCCAUGCGCUGCGCGACGCUUGCAAACGCAACGCUCGUACUCGACCUCUUUCCAUGGCUUUUGCCGCUCGUGCGCUCGCUGCACGACUUCGGUGUUGAGUGCUCGACGUCGGCCAUGGACGACGCAGCUACGAACGGCCAUUUGGAGGUCGUCACUUUUCUGCACUGGAACCGGACGGAAGGCGGCACUGCCUUUGCCUUGGACGGAGCGGCGGCCAAUGGCCACCUUGACGUCAUCGAGUUUCUUCACUUGAACCGACGCGAGGGAUGCACCACAAGAGCCUUGGACGAGGCUGCCGCCAACGGUCAUUUGGCCGUCGUCCAGUUUCUCCAUUUCAACCGGACGGAAGGCUGCACGCACCAGGCGCUCGAUGAGGCGAUUAGUCGUGGCCACCUCGAUGUAGUCCGCUUCCUCAUCGAGCACCGUGCCGAAGGCGCCUCGUUCAACAUGCUCGACCGUGCUGCCACCUACGGACGCCUCGAGAUCGUGGAGUACCUCGAUUCUCUUGGCUCGGCGGCUUGUACUGUCGCCGCCGUCGACAACGCCGCCUUGUAUGGCCAUCUCCACGCUGUCAAGUACCUAUUGGCAAACCGAGCCGAAGGUGGCUCCCGCCAUGCUGUUGAGAGCGCCCUCGACCUCGGACAUGUGCAGAUUGCCGAGUACCUCGUCUCGCGCGGCUACCCAAGCCCGACAACCUCGGAGGGACUGUGGAAUCAGCCAACCUUUCAGAAGCCACAAAUGGUUGACGUCCUUCGAGCCUCUGCGCUCAACAACGUGCCGCUGGUUGCGUUCCUCCACGACGACCCCAGCACGUGCUGUGCCGCCGCAUUUGAAUCGGCGGUCAAGAACCGGGCGUGGGACGUUGUGCACUUUCUUUCGGCCCACUGCACGGCCGACGUGUCGGUCGAUGCGCUCGAGCAGGUGCUACGCGGUGGUCGCCUCGAGGACGUGACGCAAAUUCUGCAGCGCCAGCCACAGCUCCGAUGCGACGAGCUUCUUUUCGUAGCGUCGAGUAGCCACAACACCAAGGCGAUGUGCUUCCUCGUCGCUGCGAAUAUUGGCAAGCCGCGCAAGUGCCUCUUCGAAAUUGCAGGUCGUCGCCAGUUCGUGACGGAGAGCAAAUUCUUGCUGCCGUACUGCAUGGACCCGACCAACCGUCUCGACAACAUUUGCUUUCUUCUGGACCUUGUCGCGUUGCCCGAUCGCCGCCGAGCGACGACACUCCAUGUCAUCACGCCCGAGAUUGUGGAGCAAGGCAGAAUGGCCAGUCGAAGCAUUCAGCUAGCCCCCAAUGUGACGGUGCGUGCGUCGACGGUGCGGAAGGCUGGUGGCGUUGUCGACUGGGCGCUGGCGCUUGUCAUUUGUCAUCUUUGGGCAGCCGACAGGACUACCACACUCGGGCAACUCGAGAAGAAGACUGCGAUGGUCCAGGACGCCGAGCUUCAGACGCAGCUUCAUCGCCUUCUCGCCAGCAAGCGCAAGCGCGCGGCACGCAAAACGUAA